Messenger RNA from Botrytis byssoidea, 3984 nucleotides. RefSeq lists its product as uncharacterized. Lineage: Eukaryota; Fungi; Ascomycota; Leotiomycetes; Helotiales; Sclerotiniaceae. The record is from RefSeq and is a predicted model, not a curated record. The coding region runs from base 1 to 3984 and encodes 1327 amino acids. The transcript is spliced from 7 exons.
AUGUGUAUUUUUAGGAUCACGACUUACGAUGAGUGCUGGGGUCAAUAUACUCACUUGUUGAUUUGCUCCAACGAAUCAUCCAAUAACGACGAACUUACUUCUCCACAAGAUCGCGUUCUUUCGGCAUUGAAAUGUCCAAACUUGAAAUCUGAGCAUAUCAAUGUCGGAGGUUCGAGAUGUAAUUGCAAAAUCAACCCGCAAGAUUUCAACACUGUCUGUAACAGGAUGUGGGGAGGUGACUUUGUCGGAAGUGUUAACUGCAGCAUGAAUCCCGGAUUUGCAGUAAAAUUUCAAUUUCGCGGCCGAGAAUGGGAGAACUGCACCAACGUGGAAACGUUACUUAGAGGAGGAGAUCGCAAUGUUCCAGAUGACUAUAAUUCCAGUGCGCAAGCAUGGAAUGAUAGUGAGUGGGAUGGAGACAAUAAGCAGGUAGAUUGGAGAGACAAAGAUUGGGUCACGUUGGCAGAGAAGGGAAUGGUUACGUGGCAGAGCCGCAGGAAUCGAAAGGCUAGUAAAGUUCAAGAUCCUAUGACAACAAGACGAAUCCAGUUCCCUGAGGAGAGUCAAACUUACGAAGAGGUUCGACUGGAGAAAAACGAAAUGUUUUCAACCGAGCACAAUUUGACAAGACCAAAACGUCAGAAGCUCCCUCCACGGUACAAUGGAACAAAUCAUCAUGUUGGCAGUAUUGAUGCUGCUGUAUUUGAGUGGAGGCGAUUGAAAGAUCAGAAAGAAGCCGCUGUAGAUGGUCGUCAGAAUUUGCCGUCUCGUCCUCCAAGCGUUGGUCAACCACAACACCAGAAGGACACUUCAAUUCCACAUAUCAGCCACUCUGAACAUGGAAGACAUCUGGCAGUGAGCACCGAUCAUCAGAAUCAACAGAGCGUGCUGCCAUCAUUUACUGCCACUGUGAGAACCCAACCGAUAAUUCCAACUGGUCCAAAGGCCAUGCCAAUUCGAAAGGCAGAGCGAGCGCGUAGAGAGAGAAAGAAGAGCCAAGGAGUUCAAUCCGGAGGGCAAUCGACUGCAGAUAUAAAAAUGCGCUCAACCAUUCCACUUGGGCCGAAAGUGCUGCCUGUUUGGCAACUGGCUCAAAUUCUGAAGGAGAAACAGGAACAAGAGAAGAAGAAUCUUGAAACACCGCCAGGAACUCACCAACAAAGUUUGAUAGACCUGUCUGCUACUGCUGCAACUCGCGAGGAUGAUUUUCACGAUCAGGUCGCAAGUGAAGUGAGACUAGAAGUUCCUAAUUCCUUGGAAACUUCUCCAGCUCAUGUUGCUGCGAGUGAAAGUUUGCAAGACGAGCGCGAGAGGGGUCAUGAUCAGAAGAGAAAUAAACUCCUGCAAGAUAUGUAUGAGCAACGAGUUGUUCUCCGGGAGAAGCAAUCGGAAGGUCAAGUACACGAAUCUGGUCCGUCUGUUCAGAAUAAUCUCCAACAUCUCAAUACGCACAUACCUAGCCGAGAAGAUAAUGACCCGUCUACCACCGAGACCAUCGAGGCUUUGGGUAAACCAUGGAAUGGAGUAUCGGAAUAUGUCGUUUCCCAAAAGUAUAACGAUACGUUGCCGGAGUCUGAUGACAGGAACUUCCAUUUUAACAGCCAUACUUCCUUCAAACAGCCUGGAGGAGAGGUCCAAAUGGCAGAUAUUAACGAGGCAUCGAACUCUACACCUGGGGAUUUGUAUGAUGCUUCGCCGCACCAAACUUCAAGCACACUUGUGGAAAACCUGCAAGCAGCUUCAUACAUUGCUUCUGAUCCUCCACGCAGAAGAGAUCUGACACCCCUUGAGCUUUGUCCAGUGGAAAGAUCUCAAGCAAAAUGUGCAAACCAUGACUCUCAUCUAGAUUCAAAUCUUAGUGAAAGCAAACUAGACGCCGAAAGAAGAGCUGAACAGCAUCAAGAAAUUGCAGAGCAAUCAAGACUUCAAGCUCUUGAGCGGGAACAGAAAACUCAGGAUGACAUACAGACUCGGAGACAAUCCGAUAUCCUUAUGCAAGAACCAAGUCAUUUACGGGAAAAUUUCCAAAGAAAGGCAUUCAGAAAACUCCAAGAAAUUGAAGAGCAGUCAAAGAUACCAGGUAACAAAAACAAGCGAGAUUUCCUCCAUGAUUCCAGUCAGCUUGAUACUUUUCUACAAGACUUCGCGAUUCCUCAGCAAGAUACCGCGCGUGAGAUGUGGAUGGCAGAAAAGGCAGAGGUUGAUGGGGAGUUUAGUAAGUUUUAUGGAACUAUUGCUAUUCCCAGCAAAGAGGUUACAGAUAGCCUACAAGUGAGCAAACAUGUAGUCAGUCAGGCAUGUCAAGACAAAGUCGACGAGAAAAAUGAUGUUGAGGAUAAAUCUGUUGAAGAUAGGUCUCUUCCUCAAAAUAGAACUUCACCUGCGAAUACCUCUCGCCUCCCGCCAAAAUCCGAGUUACCUUAUUUACUCAAAGAGAAGCGGAAGAGCGUACUGAUGGCAAAAAUGAUACAUGAUCAAGAAAUGAAGGAGAGAUUUAUGCAGGACGUCCCUUUUCCACAACAAAAGAUGGCCCGUUAUAGUUGGAUUCAGGUCGAAAAAUUUGUAGAUCACCGCUUACAGAAACUCCUUGAUCAAAUCAGAACAUGUCUUAUCAGUGAAGGCAUAGAAGAUUAUGUUGAGGACGUUGAAUAUAGUGGAGAUGAGCACCGGGAAGUUCAGGAAAAAAUACUAAGAAAUGUUAAUCGAAGAUUUGGCGAGCAACUCAGGAAUCUUGAACUUGAAUCAAAAAUUCGAGAAGAGAAACGAGUUCGUGAAGCACCGAAGCAGAGAGAACUCAAUGACCGCAAAUCAUUCAAAGAGCAGAACCAAGAUGGUGAUGGUGCCGAUCUUUCAAAUCAUACUAGUCGCGCAGAUGUUACAAAUAAUCAACAGGAAGGAAUCAGCACUUCACGUGGAGAUCAGGUAAUGAGAAAUAUCACGAAUGCUGAUGACAAGGCCGAUGUUGAAGUACAACAAAAGCAAAAGAGAGACGUCCAAUACUUUGAUUAUUCUCCACGCACGUCUGUCAAGAAGAUUAAAUCUGGCGAAAAUAAGCUGGCUGUUGAGAGCGAACAGGCACGCAACCAGAGAUUGAGGGAUUUGUAUUAUUCCGGACUCAUUCCGAGCAUGGACGAUGCCACGAUUCUUGAGAAAGCUGACGCUGCCAAACUACAAGUCGAAGAUAAGCGAGGCCAAGAUACGCAAAAGGGUAAUCCCCAGUAUUCCGAGUCAAUGGUGUUGAAAGAUGAGAAGUCUAGCGAUGAUAAGCCCCAGACCAAAACUUCUGGACGCAAAAUAUGGAUCGACGUUGACUACGAAGCUCAGGAUAAACAUCUUAAGACUAAUAGACGGGAUUAUCCUCAAAUAUUAAUCCCCGAUACUUUUCACAACUCGUUUCAGAAAAAAUUCCCGAAACUGCAAAGUGAAUCGAAGCUCGAGUUUCGCAAGAGAAAGCUUGCUGCAUACGUCGUUAGCGAUGAAUAUAAACAGCGUCAAUCAGCUGAUGAGGAGUAUCUACCAUCAGGUAUUAACCAGUCGAAGUUGAGCAACGAAGUUGGUACGCAUGCCAAGGUGGAGAAGAUGAGAAAGCCGAGAUUGCCGCGUCAAGGGAAGAAUAAUUUUGCUAGAGAAGUAUUUCUUCGAAAGCAAGCCGCCAGAAAACUUGAGGAACAAAGACAACAAGUCAGUAAUGCAGGUAAUGCCAGAAAUGAGGGGAUCACAGGCAAGCUUGUUGAAGGAAGUACCGGUGUUGAUGACCAAAUACCGAGCAAUGUGAGCGACAAUAAAGGACUCGCAGAUCAUGGAUCAGAGAAGAAUGCUUAUAUGAAGAGGGCAGGUGGCAGUCGAUCGCAGAGUAGAGGGGUCCUCGGAACUCGACAAGAGCUUUAUUCGUCCAAUACACAUUUGCCAGCGGUAUUCCAACACAAGGAUGCAGUCAUGACAGGAAGCAAUAUCGAGACAGCUAUUGAUUUGACAUCUGAUUGA